UAGGCGAUUCGACGAUUCUAAGUUUUGAACUUGAACACAAGUUUAAAGGCUCAACUAGUAGCGUCAACGAUUGCCGGUCAAGUUUUAUUGAUUUGAGACUCGUAUUUCAGAAAAAAACAUCUUUUAGCUAGUGUAAAAUGGCAAGCUCGUCUCGAAGUGUACCCGAUGAUUUAGAUUCAACAGUCCUCAGACAUCAGGUUCAAAGAUAUUUUAAUGAAUUGAUCCAAGAAGGACCUCUUAAUAUGGAAUUUUUAAGUAUGAAGAGAAAACCAGCCAGUAGUGCUGUCACUACAGCUAUGCGGACUUCUACAUUUGAUUCCCACCUCCCCAAGAAAAUGUGCUUUGAUUCUAGCGUUGCAGAAGAAAUUUCUGUUACAGCAGACUCUUCGUCUUUUGCAAGAAAAGGUGUAGCUGAUUCCUACAGUCAAUCAUAUAAUAAGCCAACAAAGGUAGACAUGACAGCUCAGUAUGAACAAAAACUUUCAGAGAAGCAGGCAAAAGUUCUUGAAUUGCAACAGAAAAUUAUUCAGACUGAAAUGAAAUUUAAUACUUUACUGACAACAAAGGAUCAACUUGAUCAUGAUCUAUCAAACCUUAAAGAUACUUGUAGAACAAAAGUCAAGCACUAUGAAGAUAAAAUUGAAAACCUUCAGAUUGAAAUCAAGCAACUUCAUUUGAAAAAUGACCGUCUUGCUAAAGAAAACAUAUUUACAAAAGAAGCAAUGGACCAACUUAAGUUAGCAUGUGCCGAAGAAAAGAUAUCUUGUAACAAAGAACUAUCCAGAGUAGAACAGAAAAUGAUUGACAUGCAACUAGAAUGUGAAGAUAAAAUCCGUGGAUUAGAAAAAAACUUGGAAAAAGCCCUGUGGGAGGCAAAUAAACAUCAAAUGGAGGCUGAGGAGGCAAAAAAUCAAUUGAAACUGAAAGAAAGGGUGGCCAGCUCGCCAUCCGAUCACAUAACAGUUAUUGAACAGCAGAGACAAGUAAUACUGGAAAUGGAAAAUGCGUUGUUUGCCCAAAGAGCAACUUUUUCACAAUCACAAGAAGCAAAACUUACAAGAAUACCUCAGUUAGAAAAAGAGCUUGCACAUUUGCAUGCUACCAAUCAACUAUAUCGGGAAACUGCUGCAAAUGAAUUGCUGCUAAAGGAGCAAAUAUCGGCUUUGCAGGAAAGUGUCCAAAGGUACAAAGACCAAUGUCAAGCCAUUCCUGAUCUACAGGGUGAGUUGAAGAAAAUGGCCUCUCACCUCCGAGAAUGGGAAUCCAUGGCAGGACGCUUAUUUGAUGCAAAUAGUCUCGCUCAAGUUCAAGCUCAGGUGGAAAAUAUGCGGAGAAAAGAACUCAAGCUGGUUGAUGAUAUUGGUAAUCUACAAAUAGAGCUAAACUCGUUGAAUAGGAAAAAUUUAACUUUACGUGACAAAAUUGAAGCCCUCAAUGAUGUAUCAAAAACAAAAUUAGAUCUCGAAGACCGCGUGAGGAAACUCGAGAGGAAAUUAAUUGUGGUUCAAAAAGAUCGCGAUCAUUACCGAACGAUUAAUGAAAUGUAUGAAAAUGAGAUGACACGAGUUGGAGGUCCAGCAACAGUUUCAAUGGAGACCAAGCAAAUCAACGAGUUAGAACGGCUUUUGGAGGAAUAUCGAGAAUUAGUUUCAAUGGCUGAUACCUCGCCAAAGGCUAACCAGGAAACUGUCACCAAAUUAAACCAGGAAAAAGAACAAUUGACGAAGGAAGUUGCUGAAUUGAACCUGACCAUCAAACAUUUAAAGGCUCAAUUAGAGUUCGCCGAGUCGAGGGGGAUAGCUUCUGACACUCGAAUUCUCCACUUCACCAACAAUCCACUGGAUAAUGUUCGGCGCAAAACAUUAGAACAGCUUUCUCAGCUAGAGAAAGAAAACGAAUCACUACGAGAAAGAGUUCGCUUGAUGGAAGCAGGUUAUUCCCAGAAUCUUACUCUGUUAGUUGAAGAUCACUUUGAACAAGGAUGUACACCCGAACGCUUCAGAGAGCUAGAAGAAAAACUCAAGUCGAGUGAAAUGAAGAAUCAACGAAUGGAGGAAGUUUUCCGUAAAUAUUGCUCUGACUUCCGGCGUGGCAUAUUUGAACUGUUUGGUUAUCAAGUUGAUAACGACGAAUGCGGCAAUUUUAAACUCACGUCUGUGUUUUCCGAAUCAAGCGCAGAUUAUCUCUCUUUUAAAUACGUUGGCGACGGCCUGAUGGUUAUGGAUAGUCCAUACCUUCACACCAUUGAUGAUUUAGUUCAGCUUCACAUCAAUAACCAAAAGUCUAUCCCUGUCUUCUUGUCUGCGCUCACAGUUGAGCUUUACUCUCGUCAGUCUAUCAACUCAUCCGCCUAUCCAUCAGUCAUGGCUACUCCAAGCUGAACUUAUACUUCGUAAGAAUAUAUUUGUUAAAAAGGUUCCAAACGUGAAAUAAAUAGAUUACCUUA
Molecule: messenger RNA, 2446 nt
Organism: Daphnia magna
Lineage: Eukaryota; Metazoa; Arthropoda; Branchiopoda; Diplostraca; Daphniidae
Product: mitotic spindle assembly checkpoint protein MAD1
Exons: 10
Coding region: 138-2381 (747 amino acids)
Biological process (GO): attachment of mitotic spindle microtubules to kinetochore; mitotic spindle assembly checkpoint signaling
Cellular component (GO): mitotic spindle; nuclear envelope; kinetochore
Source: RefSeq, a predicted model, not a curated record